AUGUCAGUCGUGCAGGACACGGUUGUCAAAGCAACCCAACAUGCCGGAUUUCAUGCCGGCAAGCAAACAAAUCACUACCACCUCCAUGAUGCCAGGGACCUGGCAGAUGGUAACCUACCCUUCAGCAGCUUAAGACUCCAACCUCCCGGAAACAGCACGUUUGGAAAUCUGACCUUCUCGAAUGUUGCAGGCGCUGGCCACAAUCUGACCAACACCCCUCCCUAUUAUACCGGAUUGCGUGGCGUCAACUUGAAAAUGGACUCCCGACUAGUCAGACUGUUGUGGUUGUCGAUAUUGAUCGCCAUCAGCAUAGUGUUAAUCCUGCGGCUGGUUCAACUCUUCGUGUCAUACAUCCGGAACAUCUAUUGCAUGACGGUAACCCCAUCACAACAGAAAUAUUAUACCAUCGACCGAGUCUGGAUCUGGCCGUGGCUGAAGAAGCACGUCGUCUAUGCGCCCCUUGUCAAGAAGCGGCACAACCGUGAGUUUCAGAUGUCAAGCGCCGUCAACUACGGUACCCUACCAGGGCGCAUCCAUUCGAUACUCCUCAUACUCUAUGCGCUCUCGAACCUGGUGUAUUGCCUGCUCUUGGACUGGAGAGCGCCGGAGAAAGGAGCGGUGUUUGCCGAACUCCGAGGUCGAAGUGGUAUUCUGGCCACCGUCAACCUGAUUCCUCUUGUGGUCCUGGCCUCCAGGAACAACAUUGCCAUUCCGAUUCUCCGGGUCAGUUUCGACACCUUCAACCUAUUUCACCGCUGGAUUGGGAGGAUUGUGGCCAUUGAAACCAUGAUCCACUUCUUCGCGUGGAUGGCCGCGUACAUUCUUGCCAAAGGGGAUGACGCGACUCCCAAGAUCUUCAACCACAAUCCUUUCCUCCAGUUUGGUCUGGCGGGUAUGGUUGCCAUCAUAAUCAUCCCCUUCCAUUCAUUCUCCGUCAUCCGCCAUGCUUUCUACGAGACAUUCCUGCACCUUCACCAAUUUCUCGCGUUCACAGCUCUCCUGGGUGUUUAUGUCCAUUUGGACGCAAAGAAAUUGCCCGCUUACCCCUCAAUCCUGACGGCAGUACUCUUGUGGAUGGCUGAACGCCUUUUGCGUCUGGGAAGGUUGGUGUACCUCAACUAUUCCCGAAAAGGCGGUAUCACAACAGUGUUUGUGGAGGCUCUACCCGGGGACGCGUGCCGAGUCACCUUUCAGCUUCCGCGACACAUUACCAUCCGCCCUGGCAGCCAUGUCUAUGUAUACAUCCCAGCAAUCUCGCUGUGGAUGUCACACCCAUUCUCAGUGGCAUGGACCAACAUUGAGUCCGAACCACCUGUGGGCCGCUCUCCUCUGCCUCUGAGCCCAAAGACCCCGACCACGCUGGAAAGACAGUCGUUCGGUCGGAGAUUUUCUGUUUCCAAGGCCCCUACCAGCGUCUCUCUUAUCAUGGUGGCUCGGACAGGCAUGACGAGGCAACUCUAUCAGACUGCCCGACGGGCCCCUAACGCGAAGCUCUAUCUGAAUGGGUUUUUGGAGGGGCCAUACGCCGGUCACGAUUCCCUCGAAAGCUACGGAACUGUCGUCAUGUUUGCUGGAGGUGGUGGCAUCACCCAUCAUCUUGUCCAAAUCCGCCAUCUACUGGCAGGAGCGCAGGCACAAACGGUGGCGACGCGCAAGAUUGUUCUGGUCUGGUCAAUCCGCGAUGUCGACCCCAUGGAAUGGGUCAAGCCGUGGAUGACGGAGAUUCUCCACAUGGAAGGCCGGCGAGAGAUCUUGAAGAUCAUGGUUUGUGUCAGCCGACCCACCCACCAUAUCAAUCCAAAGAAGAGCAAGCCGACGGUACAACUCAUUGAAGGUCGAGUAGACCCUGGAAGUAUCCUAGACGAAGUGCUACCGGCGAGGAUUGGGGCGACCAUGAUCAGUGUCUGUGGACCGGGCGCAUUGGCGGACGAGGUUAGAGCAGCGGUGCGCAAGAGGAUGCACAAGGCGAACAUGGAUAUGAACGAAGAGAGCUUCACGUGGUGA
Molecule: messenger RNA, 2004 nt
Organism: Capronia coronata CBS 617.96
Lineage: Eukaryota; Fungi; Ascomycota; Eurotiomycetes; Chaetothyriales; Herpotrichiellaceae
Exons: 1
Coding region: 1-2004 (667 amino acids)
Biological process (GO): intracellular iron ion homeostasis; iron ion transport; copper ion import
Cellular component (GO): plasma membrane
Molecular function (GO): ferric-chelate reductase activity
Source: RefSeq, a predicted model, not a curated record